Molecule: messenger RNA, 594 nt
Organism: Microsporum canis CBS 113480
Lineage: Eukaryota; Fungi; Ascomycota; Eurotiomycetes; Onygenales; Arthrodermataceae
Product: lysozyme
Exons: 2
Coding region: 1-594 (197 amino acids)
Biological process (GO): cell wall macromolecule catabolic process; peptidoglycan catabolic process
Molecular function (GO): lysozyme activity
Source: RefSeq, a predicted model, not a curated record
AUGCAUUCCACCGCAGUAGUCAUUGCCCUUUCUCUCCUCUCCAUCCCUGCGCUGGCCCAGCCUGCAGAAGUCUUCAACAAAGUCGCAAAGCGUGACUGUAUCGGCCCCGACGUCAAUGAUGAAACCAUCGCUCUCAUCAAGCACUUCGAAGGUUUCGUGCCUCGUCCCGCUCCAGACCCCAUCGGCCUGCCCACAGUCGGAUAUGGCCAUCUCUGCCGUACCAAGGGGUGCGGCGAAGUCCCGUUCCCUUUCCCCUUGACUGAAGAGUCCGCCACUGAACUGCUCCACCAGGACGUGAAGAGUCCACAGCAGUCCAUCACGCUCUCGACUGCAGACAGCGUGGUACUCAACGCAAACCAGUACGGUGCUCUGGUCUCAUGGGCCUUUAACGUCGGUGGAGGCGCAGCGAAGAAGUCUUCUCUCAUCAAGAGACUUAACCAGGGACAAGACGUCGAUACUGUGAUUAGAGAGGAGUUGCCGCUGUGGAACAAGGCGGGUGGUCACGUCCUGCCUGGACUGGUCCGCCGUCGUAAGGCUGAGGUUGAGCUGGCCAUGGAGCAUACGGACGACGGAGCCCUGCCUGUCGACUGCUAA